Molecule: messenger RNA, 1752 nt
Organism: Dacryopinax primogenitus
Lineage: Eukaryota; Fungi; Basidiomycota; Dacrymycetes; Dacrymycetales; Dacrymycetaceae
Exons: 1
Coding region: 1-1752 (583 amino acids)
Source: RefSeq, a predicted model, not a curated record
AUGCCUGAACGACAGCAACCCGAGCAACGAUCUGCUUUGCUAUCUCAAGCUAUUGAUAUUUGUACAAGUCUUUGUGAUGUCCUAGAACGUCUCGGACCAUCUCGCUUUACUCAAUUGGACAGCGAUAUCGGGGUAUCGAAGGUUCACAAGCUUGAAUCAGACCUGCAUAGUCGUCUGCAGCGAGUCGACGAGAAAAGGAACGAUGCUCUGGCACCCAUAUCCCGCCUAUCAGACGAUAUCAUACGACUCAUCAUCCAGUAUGGCCACGAUGAUGAAAUUCUUGACUACCGGAAGGUCACUGUUAAAACUUUUGCACGACUUGUAUCCUGCAUCUCUCGCCGUUGGCGUGCCAUCUCCAUAGAUAUGUCGAACGUAUGGACGGACUUGGUGUUUUCGAACCCUAAAUACCUGGGAGAUGAGGACUCCAAGCCGACCCACCCCUGGUAUGGAAGUGCCAAAGUGCUCAGUGGAAUGUACACCUCCAACCUGGAGCGCUCAAAGCAAUCGCUGCUCAAUGUGCAGCUAUAUAUUCCACAGCUCCUGGACCCCCGAAUUAUGAUAAAAGAGUACUUGCACGUGUGCACCAACCGUGUCGCCGAUCUCAAUCUCGAAGCGAACACGUCAAGCGCGGAGAGCAUGAACGCGAUCGUCCCGUGCGUCACUCAAACAAGAGAAACCUUGCGGCGCCUCCGGAUUGUUCUAGAGCAGUCGACAGCGGACGACGGCGGACGCGAUCUGAUUGAAACGCUACUUUUGUGCAACCUUCCGCGGCUAGUAGACGUUCACUUACAAACCAUUCCCCUUCCUUUGGUCCACCGCCCUGAAUUCGUCGGUUUCCUCCAAUGUCGCCGUCUUCGUCUGGAGAUGUUCCAUCUGAGGCAAUAUACUCCGGCACGACUGGUCGGACUGCUCAAGUGUGUUCCCCGGCUCCAACAACUACAUCUCGUCGUGUUUCCUCACGAAUCAGACCAGGUCGCUGCGGAGCCUAACAUUCACGGGCCACGCCUCCUGCUGCCAGAAUUGCGUACCCUCAAAUUCAUCUCAUCACCUGUCGGUCGUCACACGCUCGGACAACUUCUGUUUCCCAAGAUCGAGAGCCUGUCAGCGUUCAUUCUCUCCCCCUCUGUGUCUCAUCACCAAGAAACGGCUUACGUUGGCGAACUCCGUAAAUUUCUGACUGCCUCGUCUAGUCCAGACGGUAUGCCUCCGCCGGUAAAGGCACUCUCGGUGGACGGUGGAAUACUGCGCAGUCUCCAUCGAAUACUCCGAGUCAUACCCGGUCUGGAGGUAUUGCAAAUCGUCUUUGAUCACGACUGGAGUCCCGUUGAGGAAGAACAACGCGUCGCUUUUCUCAACAAGUUAGGGGCGCAACCGCUUUCCCCAAAGGGAAACAUCACAUCUGUAGACGGGGAGCCAUACUCAGUCCUCUGCCCCAAUUUACAAGCGCUAGAAUCUCUCGCGUGGGCGAAGCCAAGUCAUAUCCAAUCGCUGACGACCCUUGCGUCUCGUCGUCGGUCGUUUGGGAUGCCCCUUACUCGAAUACGCAUGCUCAAUUGGCCUCUGUCUGCUGCACCCCCCGAAACGGUCGGGAUGCCGGCCACACCUUCAGAGGAAUACGCGCUUGAGAAAGCGCUUGCUAGAGAGGUUGAAAUUCUCGAGUGUGGGGAGUUCAGGUGGGAAUGGAAGGAGGGAGGGAGGUGGUUCAAAGCGCCUAGGGUCGGAGACCCGCGCUUCCUAUCCGAUGCGAAUUGA